This is a messenger RNA of Armigeres subalbatus, 1626 nucleotides long. RefSeq names its product 2-oxoisovalerate dehydrogenase subunit beta, mitochondrial (gene BckdhB). The transcript has 3 exons. Gene Ontology annotation, biological process: branched-chain amino acid catabolic process; response to nutrient. Bases 181 to 1278 code for a protein of 365 amino acids. Gene Ontology annotation, molecular function: catalytic activity. Lineage: Eukaryota; Metazoa; Arthropoda; Insecta; Diptera; Culicidae. The record is from RefSeq and is a predicted model, not a curated record.
AAUAACAUCAAAAUACGUAAAUCUACGGAGUCAGCCUAUUUUUUAAAAUAAUUUCUCGUAAGUUGUGGUUCUAGAUUUAAGUAACUUCAUUGUACCUUAUUGUAUUGCUUGUCAUUCAACGAACCAUAUAAAGUUGAAGAGCAAACUAGGCAAUUAUUCACCUGCAAGAGGCGCUGCAUCAUGAGUCUGCUAAAGUUUACCGGUUCCGCAUUGAGCAGGGUGGCCGUGACGCCGAUGUUUACGAGAGCUUCGUCGCAUUUUGUUUACACGCCGGAUGCGAAGGCCCCGGUCGAAGGUCCCACCAAGAAAAUGAACAUGUUCCAGGCCAUCAACAAUGCUAUGGACAUCGCCAUGGAGCGGGACAGCUCGGCGAUGGUUUUUGGGGAGGACGUCGCCUUCGGAGGCGUGUUUCGCUGCUCGAUGGAUCUGCAGAAGAAGUACGGCAAGGAUCGUGUGUUUAAUACCCCUCUGUGUGAACAGGGCAUUGCUGGUUUUGCGAUCGGGGUGGCCAACACGGGAGCGACUGCCAUUGCGGAGAUACAGUUUGCCGAUUAUAUUUUUCCGGCGUUUGAUCAGAUUGUGAAUGAAGCGGCCAAGUACCGGUAUAGGAGCGGAAAUCUGUACGACUGUGGAUCGUUGACUUUCCGGGCUCCAUGCGGAGCGGUCGGCCAUGGUGCCUGCUACCAUUCGCAGAGUCCCGAGGCGUAUUUUGCACAUACGCCUGGGCUGAAGGUGGUGGUGCCGCGAGGUCCGAACAAAGCCAAAGGAUUGCUGCUGGCUUGCAUCAAAGAGAAGGAUCCGUGCAUUGUUUUCGAACCGAAAACGCUGUACCGAGCAGCAGUGGAGGAAGUUCCAGUGGCACCAUUUGAGGUCACACUUGGAAAAGCCGAUGUGCUGCGGGCUGGUAACGACUUAACCUUGAUCGGUUGGGGAACGCAAAUUCACGUUCUGACGGAAGUGGCCGAUAUGGCGAAGAAGCAGUACGGGGUCAAUUGCGAAGUGAUCGACUUGGUGUCGAUAUUGCCGUGGGACAAGGAAACAGUUUGCAAUUCGGCGAAGAAAACCGGUCGCGUGCUGAUCGCCCACGAGGCCCCACUAACAAGUGGAUUUGGAGCGGAACUGGCUGCCACCAUCCAAGAGGAAUGUUUCCUCCAUCUGGAGGCACCGAUUGCGCGGAUCGCCGGCUGGGACACCCCGUUCCCGCAUGUUUUCGAACCAUUCUACAUCCCGGACAAGUUCCGGUGCCUGGACGGCGUUAAGAAGCUGAUUGACUACUGAGCAUUAAAGUUGGACCGGUGUGUUGAUAAGUUGAUGAUUGCGAUUAGUGUCUUCCAGCUUCAGUAGAUAGAGCCAUGUCAAACAUGUGCUUAACAGUUAGACAAAUGGUUUACACCACAAAAUAGCUCAAUCUGAUUGAAUCGUGAAAUAUGAUGCAUUUAUUAGAUUGUAAGAUUGGAAAUAAUCGAAUUUAGUUGUUGUUUUGCGGAAAAUUAAUUUUGUAGCCAUAGUAUAAGCACAGACUUGUCUGUGGAAUAAGUUUACAUGAAAUGUACUUUCAGAAUGUAACAGGUGCCUUUUAAUUCUGCAAUGAGAAUAUUAUUGAAAUAAAGAUAACAUUUUUAAACA